Molecule: messenger RNA, 3054 nt
Organism: Platichthys flesus (European flounder)
Lineage: Eukaryota; Metazoa; Chordata; Actinopteri; Pleuronectiformes; Pleuronectidae
Gene: odf2a
Product: outer dense fiber of sperm tails 2a
Exons: 19
Coding region: 110-2596 (828 amino acids)
Biological process (GO): regulation of cilium assembly
Cellular component (GO): centrosome
Source: RefSeq, a predicted model, not a curated record
CUCGCAGCCAGCUCUUUUCUACGUUAGGUCGCUGGAGUUUGUUCCGCAUCAGAAGCUGCGCUGCUUAUCAAUAUAUUUAUUAUUAAUAAUCUAUAUUGGAGUUUCUCUUAUGAGGAAAGCAACGAGGAACCGCUCCAGUUCUCCUCCUAUUCACGUGCACGUCAACGAGGACACACCUGUCCACGUGCACGUGAAGGGUCACAGGACGCAUGCUGCCAAACCCCCCCAGGGGAAGACCAAGCUGGAGAGAGGAAACCUCCGUCCCACAGCCACGGUCAAAACUCGAGUGCCAUGGAUUCCACCAGGAAAAGCCUCAACACGAGACGCCUCAUACAAGUGGGAGGGACCAACGCACCACCUUGAGAUCACGCCACUGCUCGCCGAACCAGAGCCGGAUCAGUCGCACUCUGCAAUGCGAUUGGCUGAGCUCACAUCAGAGCAAGAGGAAGGGCUUCACGGACGAAUCAGCCAGUAUGAGAGGAAGAUUGACAGCUUGAUGACAGAAGUCAGCUCUCUGAAGAAUAAGGUGGAACUGCGGAAAAGAGAGCAGCUGCUGGAGCGCCGGUCGGAGCAGCUGAGCGUCUCCCAGCGGGUGAUCGCCGAGCAGGAGGUGGAGCUGGCUGAGGUGACCAAGGAGCUGGAGGAGACUGAGCGGGAGAACACGCGGUUACGUCUGUCCAUGGAAAAGUGGCUGGAGGAGAGCGACAGAUUAGACCGGGACAACACGCAACAAGACAAAGACGCUCUGCUCCGAAAGCUGAUGGAGGCUGAGGUGGACGGAGCCGCGGCAGCUAAACAAGUCUCAGCCCUGCGAGAGUCUGUUUUCAAAGUGUGUGGUUCUGGUAGGCUGUCAGACUCUUCAGUCUUAGGUCGUCAGAAGGAGCUGCUGCUGCAGAAGCUGGAAACGUUUGAGGCCACAAACCGAACGCUGCGGCACCUUCUCAGAGAGCAGCACAGAUCCCAGGUGGAUUCGAUGCGGCUGUCGGAGCAGAAGGAUUCGUUACUGAAGAGACUCGCAGACACUGAGGCAGAAAAUGCUUUUCUUGUGGUGAAACUUCAAGAGAGAGAAAAAGAAGUCGAUCAACUGUCGAAACGUCUCGAUAUUGAGAAGGAAAACACGAAGAGCACAGCUGAUCUGUCCAAGAGUCUGGAGUCAACGAGAGCUCAUCUACAGGGACAGCUCCGCAGCAAGGAGGCCGAGAACAACCGGCUCACUGUGCAGAUGAAGAACCUGGAGCGAGCGGGCGACCAGCAGAAGGCAGAGAUGGAGCACCUGAAGGAGCAGCUGACGAGGCAGAAGGAGCAGGCCUGCACCGACCGAGAGGCCCUGAAACGAGCCACACGAGCCCAGAAGCAGCGAGCUGAGCGCGGAGAGGACGCCGCUGGCCAGCUGAGCAAGCAGCUGCUGGACACGGAGAAGCAGGUGUCAGAAGCCCUGUCUGCAGCUGAGACCUGGCAGAGCCAUCAUGCCCAGGAGCUGAAAGACAAGAGCAAGCUGGAGAUUGAACUGUCGCUGCUGAACAGUCGUAUCAUGGAACUGACGGAGCAGCUUCAGAGGUCAGAGGAGAAAGGUCGAGUGGAGAGAGAGGCUCUCCUGGAUCGACUGCACGGACUGAACACCGAGAGCACCACCGCCCGACUGGAGAAGCAGACGCUCAAGGCCACAGUGGCUGGGAUGGAGGAGAAGCUGGCCUCCUGUCAGUCGGAGCUUCAGCAGGUCAAAGCUUCCAUCAAGCAGUAUGAAAGCCUGGUGGACAGCUACAAGAUCCAGGUGGGGAAAACGCGGGCUGAGGCAGAUGAGUACUGCAGUCGGCUGGCUCGGGCGGAGCGGGAGGCCCAGGCCGUGCGGGUCAGGCUGGAGCAGGAGGUGGAGGAGGUGCGCAGGGAGCUGCUGGGACGGCUCACGGAGCUCGAGCCUCUUCCCGACACCUUACGCCAGACAGAGCUGCAGCUGCAGGAGGCUCAGGACCGGGGACGCAGCCAGGAGAGACGCAGCCUGGAGCUCAGCACGACCCUCACUGAUCUGCGCAUGAAGGUGGAGACUCAGGGAAGUCAGGUGGAGCUGUUCAGACAGAAGAACAAGGUUCUGCUGGAGGAGAACCGACAGCUGCAGCAGCGAGUGGAGACGUUUGAAAGGAAGCUGGAGGAGACUGACAGUCAGAACAGCGACCUGCUGGCGGUCAUCACCAAACGAGAAGACGCCAUCCACAACAACCAGCUCCGUCUGGAGGAGAAAACCAGGGAGUGCUCCCUGUUGAGCAGGAAGCUGGAGGAGGCUCUGGAUGAUGCUCGGCAGCAGAUGUCGGAUUCCAGAGAACGUGUCACCACCAAGGAGCGCUCCACCCAGGCCAAGAUGGUGGACCUGGAGACUCAACUCAGCAGAACCAGCUCAGAAAUCAACCAGCUGCGACGGUCCAAAGAGGAGGUGGAGCGACGCUAUCAGAGCCGACUGCAGGACAUGACCGAUCGUCUGGAGCAGUCGGACAGCACCAACCGAAGUCUGCAGAACUACGUCCAGUUCCUCAAAGCUUCAUACGCCAACGUGUUUGGAGAUGUGUCCCUCAGCAGAUCCCUGCAGGCGCCCUCCCCCAUCUGAAGGGCCGUCCCUCAGAGGAGCUCCACAGGGACUGAGGGAAUUAUGAGCAAACUCAGACUGAGAUGAGUUCAGAACUGAUCAUGUUGGUAUUUUCCUGAGACAACGUGAGUCCCGUCCCUCUCAGGGAAAGUGCCAGCAGAGACGACCAUGAAGACCUUCCCUCGCCACAUUUCAAAUAUUUACUGUGAUUUAAAGAUCAAACCUCAACAGUGAAGUAUUUUCAGUUUCAUUGACACUGAUGUGUUUCUCUGGUCAGUUGAGCCGGUGCCUUGAAGCGUUUCAGGCUGAAGGUUUUAUUUCUAAUGCCAAAAGCUGCAGAACUUGUAAAUUGUCUUCAUGAAGCGCAGCCGAGCCUUAAAGGGUUAAUAGAUCUGUUACCACAACAAGCAGCUGUUCUGUGAGUUUUAAAUGAACUGUUGAUUUAUUUUUCAUUUGUAUAAAAGUCUGACGUCAAACCA